Messenger RNA from Trichomonas vaginalis G3, 786 nucleotides. RefSeq names its product arfaptin homology (AH) domain/bar domain domain-containing protein. Bases 1 to 786 code for a protein of 261 amino acids. NCBI's taxonomy places the organism in Eukaryota, Parabasalia, Trichomonadida, Trichomonadidae. The record is from RefSeq and is a predicted model, not a curated record. The transcript has a single exon.
AUGCAGAAACGCUGGGAAAAAAUAAAACAAUCUGUAUCACUCGGCAUUAGUGCUGUCAAAGAGAUUGCUGGAUUCUCUACAGUUCAAGAGGAUAAAGCAUAUUUGGAUUUGAUUGAGCAAAUCACAGAAGCAACAGCAGUAUUAACUGAAAUUGAGAAAGAUAUUGAUUCAUAUGCUCAAUCAGUUUCUGCAUUUACAAAUGCACAGUACUCAUUAUCUGGUCAUAUUUUUGCUUUAUUUAAACAAGGCGAACAAAAUUACGAAACAGCUGAAUCUGCUCAUCGUGGCCAAGAGGCAGUUUAUGCAAAUGGAAAGAACUUUAGUGGCCAUUACAUCGAAACAUAUUUGAAACUUCCAAUUAAGAAACUUCAAGAAGAGUUAACGAAAAUCAAUGAAAUGUCAAAUGAGAGAAAGAAAGACCAUAUUCUUCUUGUUGACUCUCAAAAUGAUCUUGAAAAAGCAAAAGCCAAAGGAAAAAUUAAAGAUAUCGUUGAAUACCAAGAAGUUGUUGCAACACGCCAGGCCAAAUUCGCUAAGAUCGAUGAUCAAUUCAGACAAGCUGCUCGUGAUUACCUUACGGCUGCUCCAGAAAAGUAUUCUAACAUUUUCAAUAUGUUCCAGUCAUAUGUUGCUGAAUUCUUUGAUGAAGGCCGCAAACAAGCAAUUGAUAAUGUCCCAACAUUCAAAUAUGAUGAAAUUAAAACAACAAGACCAACAUUGACUAUUGCCCCAGCUGAACCUCCGAAAGAGGAAGAGCAACCGAAACAAGAAAUUACCAAUGAAUGA